GAUAGAAGCACAGAGGGGAAAGAGAGCGAGGAAGGCAGAUCCUGCUCGUGCCUACUCGAGCUCUCUUUCAGCACCAAGGACAGAACCUCUCGGCGGGUGACCCUAGCAACGUUUAGUUUAGCAUCCCUCCCAAAUCCUCUAGAAAAAAACGGAUGCAUUCAUAAGCAGCUGUAAAACAUGCACCAAGGUCUAGUAGGGUAGCUGGAAAAGCAGCACACAAGUAAUUUCACCUGAGAGGCAAAAAUGGGUGAUUUUCUUUCUGUUCAGGUACAUAGUUUCCGUGUCCUGGGAAAGGCAAAGUUUGCCUUGCUUGGGUAUGUCUGCUGUCAGUAAAUGGCUGCGGGGACUCAAGUGCUAAACUCCACAGUCUCAGAAAUCAGAGGAAAUUUUCAGGGAUACCCUUUGGGGUCACGCUCCUCCUUCUGGGCUAUGGCACCUUUAAGCCAGCUGAGUAGCCACCUGAACUAUACCUGUGGGGCAGAGAACUUCACCGGUGCUGACCGGGCCCGUCCACAUGCCUACUACGCCCUCUCCUACUGUGUGCUCAUCCUGGCCAUCAUCUUUGGCAAUGGCCUGGUGUGUGUGGCUGUGCUGAGGGAGCGGGCCCUGCAGACCACCACCAACUACCUGGUGGUGAGCCUGGCCGUGGCAGACCUGCUGGUGGCCACCCUGGUGAUGCCCUGGGUGGUGUACCUGGAGGUGACAGGUGGAGUCUGGAAUUUCAGCCGUGUUUGCUGUGAUGUUUUUGUCACUCUGGAUGUCAUGAUGUGUACGGCCAGCAUCCUGAACCUCUGUGCCAUCAGCAUUGACAGGUACACUGCAGUGGUCAUGCCUGUUCACUACCAGCAUGGCACAGGGCGGAGCUCCUGCCGGCGUGUGGCCCUCAUGAUCACAGCUGUCUGGGUGCUGGCCUUUGCUGUGUCCUGCCCUCUCCUCUUUGGCCUCAACACCACAGGGGACCCCAGCAUCUGCUCCAUCUCCAACCCUGAUUUUGUCAUCUACUCUUCAGUGGUGUCCUUCUAUCUGCCCUUCGGAGUCACUGUCCUUGUCUAUGCCAGGAUCUACGUGGUGUUGAGACAAAGGAGACAGAAACGGAUCCUUACUCGGCAGAACAGUCAGUGCAUCAGUGUCAGGCCCAGCUUCCCUCAACAACCCCUCUCUCCUGGCCGGCCACACAUGGAGCUAAAGCGCUACUAUAGUAUCUGCCAAGAUGCUGCCUUGGAUGGACCAGGCUUCCAGGAAAGAGAAGGAGAACUGAAAAGGGAGGAGAGGAGUCGGAAUUCCCUAAGCCCCACCAUAGCACCCAAGCUCAGCUUAGAGGUCCGAAAGCUCAGCAAUGGCAGGUUAUCAACGUCCCUGAAGUUGGGGCCCCUGCAACCUCGAGGAGUGCCACUUCGGGAGAAGAAGGCAACCCAGAUGGUAGUCAUUGUGCUUGGUGCUUUCAUUGUCUGCUGGCUGCCCUUCUUCUUGAUUCACAUUCUCAAUACCCACUGUCAAGCAUGCCACGUGUCCCCAGAGCUAUACAGUGCCACAACAUGGCUCGGCUAUGUGAACAGCGCUCUCAACCCGGUGAUCUAUACCACCUUCAAUGUCGAGUUUCGCAAAGCUUUUCUCAAGAUCCUGUCUUGCUGAAAGAGGAAAGGAGUAAAUACUGCCUGUACCCCAUUUCUACCUGCCAUCCUGUGGGGCCUCU
Otolemur garnettii (small-eared galago) is the source of this 1693-nucleotide messenger RNA. RefSeq names its product dopamine receptor D3 (gene DRD3). NCBI's taxonomy places the organism in Eukaryota, Metazoa, Chordata, Mammalia, Primates, Galagidae. The coding region runs from base 334 to 1632 and encodes 432 amino acids. Gene Ontology annotation, cellular component: plasma membrane. The record is from RefSeq and is a predicted model, not a curated record. The transcript is spliced from 7 exons. Gene Ontology annotation, biological process: adenylate cyclase-activating adrenergic receptor signaling pathway; adenylate cyclase-inhibiting dopamine receptor signaling pathway. Gene Ontology annotation, molecular function: dopamine neurotransmitter receptor activity, coupled via Gi/Go; G protein-coupled receptor activity.